GUUUUCUUUCUACCUAAAACAAAAAAAAAACCGCCAGCAGCCGUGCUCUCGAUUCGCGAACAGCUGCCAUGGAUCUUUUUACGAUCGAUACCGCCGGUGAUACCGGUCAUACAUCCACGUUUUCUCGUCCUACGCUUCUACCGACCAGCUCCAGUAGCCGUCCUGCACUGGAUCGCUCCAACCAUUUCAGCGGAAAAUCUACAAAUUCACAGAAGCAACCAGCUGCAGACAGUGACGAUGAUGACGACGAGGACUAUGGAGGUCUGCCUCCACCGAGUCAGGAUAUAUUCAAGAUUCUCCACGACGACGAAUCGACGGUGAUGAUGAGAGAUUUGGCCGGAACUCGUGGUCCAUCCAUCCCUAAGAAGGCACGCUACGCGAAAGGAACCAACCAGGUUCAGGAACUAGCCGUGACGGAUGUAAACAAGCAGAUGAAGUCGGCUGUACUGACACCGGCCGUUGAAAAACAGGAAAACUUGGCCGCCCUUUCGAUGACCGAUCGGAAGAUAAAGGAACUGAAUAAGAAAGAGCGAUCCAAAACCAAGGGCAAAGAUUGGUUCAACCUUCCGGCACAGGAAAUGACCGACGAGGUGAAGAACGAACUUGAGCUGAUUCGAAUGCGGUCAGUGUUGGAUCCCAAACAUUUCUACAAACGCAGCGAGAUGAAAACCCUUCCCAAAUACUUCCAGAUCGGCAAGGUGCUGGAAUCCCCCUUGGAUUACUACAACGAACGUGGCCAGAAGAAGAGCAAUGCUAAAACUCUCGUCGACGAGCUGCUCGAAAACGCCCAGUUCCAAAAGUACAACAAGAAAAAGUACGCAGAAGCGCUUGAAAAGCGAAAGAAGAAAGCCUACCAUAAAGCUGCUAUAAAGAUGAAGAGGUUGAAGAAAAAGAAGCAUUAAAAUUUGUUCGCAAACGUGUCCUUAUUAA
Ochlerotatus camptorhynchus is the source of this 930-nucleotide messenger RNA. Its product is annotated as deoxynucleotidyltransferase terminal-interacting protein 2. Gene Ontology annotation, cellular component: nucleolus. Gene Ontology annotation, biological process: RNA processing. Gene Ontology annotation, molecular function: RNA binding. The record is from RefSeq and is a predicted model, not a curated record. The coding region runs from base 69 to 902 and encodes 277 amino acids. NCBI's taxonomy places the organism in Eukaryota, Metazoa, Arthropoda, Insecta, Diptera, Culicidae. The transcript is spliced from 4 exons.